This is a messenger RNA of Cavia porcellus (domestic guinea pig), 7041 nucleotides long. RefSeq names its product membrane primary amine oxidase. The coding region runs from base 3675 to 5966 and encodes 763 amino acids. Gene Ontology annotation, cellular component: endoplasmic reticulum; Golgi apparatus; early endosome. NCBI's taxonomy places the organism in Eukaryota, Metazoa, Chordata, Mammalia, Rodentia, Caviidae. Gene Ontology annotation, molecular function: primary methylamine oxidase activity; copper ion binding; quinone binding. The record is from RefSeq and is a predicted model, not a curated record. Gene Ontology annotation, biological process: amine metabolic process; response to antibiotic. The transcript is spliced from 4 exons.
AGGAGCUGGGGUCUGGUCAGAGGCGCCAGGCUCCUGCCCGCCCCGUGUCCAGCCCUGUAGCCUUGCUAUGGCGCCACUGGCUGGGAUGUGAUGGUGCCUGUGUCUUAACACCUCAGCCUCUGGGCAUGGAGCAGCCUGGGGAGUGAGCUGGCCCUGUGCGAGGCUCCAUAUGUUGGUGAAUAGAGCAGAUGUGGUGGUGGGCUGGAGCAUGGGUGCUGUGGCUAGGGGUGCUGGUGGUGAGCCCCCUGGUGCCACGUCCCUGGGAUGCUGAGAUGGGCUGCUGGCCAGGGUUGGAUGGAGGGUAUUGCCCAAGGGAGCUCAAGCACAGGAUUUGCUACUCCUGGCUGACUCCCUGGAGACAGAGCCCAUUAGAUCACAGAAAUCUGCCAGGGCUGGGGAUACAGCUCAGCGGCACAGGUGCCUGCUGACAAGUGUAAGGUCCUGAGUUCAAUUCCUGCUACAAAAAAGAAAUCCGUCAAGACCUGGCCUGACAACCAUGGAAACUGAGGCAGCCAGGGAGAGGUGCCAGAAGUGAAUUUGGAGUGGGGGUUAGCACCAUGAAGGGAAGUGAGCUUCUCAGAAACACCAGCACCCUGAGAGCCUGUGGCCUGUAGCAGCUUGGGGGCAGGGAGAAACAGGGAUGCUGACCAGGCCACAUAUGCUGGGUUCCCGCACACCGGACUGUGGCCAAUUCCCAGCUGGAAGCCUCAGCAUCGCUGGCACCAGAGAGCCCCUAGGGGAGUUGCCCAGGGUCAUAGUUCUCGAGGGUGCCAGCCGCAGAGGUGCUGGCUUGGGUGAGCACCUCCCUGUGGGGCCUUGCGUGGGUCACCGUUAGGGGAUGAGCCUUCCUGCCCUUUGGGGAGACGAUGACUUGCACUGCUCAGGACACCGCAGCCUGUGGUACAGUAGAUUCCAGGGGCUCCCCGACUUCGGAGGGGCAGAAGUCAGCUCACCAUCCUGGAGCCCAGAACUGCCUGCUGCCCAGCAGGGGGAGAGGGCCACAUCUCAGAGCGGGACAGACACAUGCACAGUGGCUGGGAGCUGGGUCUGCCCGGCCGGCUUCUCUGAGCCGAAUGGUCUUCAUGAUCUAGGGACAGUGCGGUGCCCGGCAGCGGAGGGUGUUUCUCCAUUGGUUGAGCACGGUCACAGCUUGGCGUUCAUUAGGUCUUGGGAUCACAGGAGCAUGAAACCUGGGGGUCCUGGGCCUGGGGCCCACUGCUGGGGUAACUUUCUGUGACUGUAGCAGGGCCGUGCACUGGGAUAUUUCUCCAGGCCCUCAGCUGUAUGUAGCAAGGAGCUCUGGGAGGCUGUAUGCCAGACAGGGUCUCACUCCUUACUUCAGGCUGGCUUUGAACUCACAGGGAUCCUCCUGCUUCAGCCUCCCAAGUGCUGGGAUGACAGGUGUGCAGCACCACACCUGGCUGAAAUUUGGAUUUAAGUAGCCACAUGGGACUUGUCCUACUGGAUGUGGCCAGUUAGAGGCUGGACUAGUACUGGCCCAGCCCUUCUGGCUCUUAGCACUGGAUGUGGACAGUGAUGCUGUGGUCACUGGCUGCCACGGACACUGCAGGGGAGAUGAGGGGCCUCUAGUGGCAUGGAGCCCCUCUCCCUCCCCUGCCCCGCCUGCACCACUGGGUGGUGGUGGAAGAUGUGGUGUUUAAGUGAGUGGAGGCCCCUGGAGUGCAGGGCUGGCUGCAGUGCCUACAGCUGACUGGCAGGUCCUGGCAGGGAGGACCUGGCAGCGUUUUCCCUGGGGAACCCCUUCCCUGCUACCAAGGCCUGGGGUCACCAGCAUGGGCACUGCAUCCAGACCUGCAGCCCCCCAGGCCUACGCCUGACCCUCAGCCAGGGGUGGGUGAGCCACAGGCCUGCGGGGACAGGGAGGAGCGGCUGUCCCACGCCUGGAAACCCGACUUGGCACCCAUAGCUGGCCAUGUCCCCCAAACUGGCCCACAACCCAGUAGUCCGCGUGGCAGCAGAUUUCACAGAGCCCGGUCUAGAGGACGGCUGGGCCUAAGGGUCCUUGACCUUUUCAGUUCUACUUUUGUACAACUCUGGCCAGAUACCAGCUUGUGGGGACCCAGGGGAGAGAGGAGGCACCGAGGAGCAUCACAGCUGCCACCAGAAUGACUUCUGGAUGCCCAAGUGGCCUUUGUCACAUGGAGAGCCUCUCGGGAGGGUUUGGUAGUGCAAAGGGCACAGGGCGCUUCUGUGCCCGCCGACCUGGCCAUAGUCUGGAGGCCUCAAAUUCGGGGCCAAGGGUUCGUCCCUUGGCAGGUGACCAGCCUGGACACUGCCAUUGGGGUCCCGUGCUUGUGGUGUGGACAGGCCUGGCAGAGGCUGGGCGGUAUGGCCCAGAGGCCCAGUCUUGCCUCCCCAGCGCCCAGCUCACCCUCCUUCUGCAGGGUUUGGUGACCCAGGGGACCCCAUCUCCUUCACUCCGGAGCAUGGUGGCCGUGGGGGGGGGGAUUCCUUGCCCUGUGGCAUCCUGGUAAAGACCCUCCCCUCGGCUGCAUCCCUGCCAGCCUCUGCUGUGAUGGGUGGGGAUAGGGCAGCCUGCAGCCUGCGACCCCCACCUGGCAGCCUGUGCCCUGACCUGCCCCUUUCUCUCACCAAGGCUUUUAGGCCUGCAGUGGGUAUGACAGGCCAUUGUGGGUAGAGGACACAUGUACCUUCCCCUCUGUAACCCUGUGAAUCUGUCACAUCUGCUCUCCAGACUCCUGAGGAAACAGAGCCCCCACACGGGGUCCCACAUGUCUCUUUGGUAAGAAUUAUUACUUUCUGCUCAGUUUUUGUUUGUUUGUUUUGAGACAAGGUCUCUCUGUGUAGCCCAGGCUGGCCUUGAACUCAGGGUGUCCUCCUGCCUCAGCCUCCACCACUCCCAGCUCUGCUCAAUUUUUUUUUUUUUUGUACCAGAAAUUGAACUCAUGACCUUGUGCUUCCCAGGCAGGUGCUGCUGAGCUAAAUGCCCGGCCCUGCUCAGUUCUGUUUGAGACAGAUUUAUCAAAAUGUUUGUGAAAUAUACAUGCAAAAAUACUAGCAAUCUUUCCCUUCAGAAUUAGCUGGUGGUCGUGGGCCUUCUGAGGGAAUGGGUGUUCUGUGAAAGUGAUGAUAAGAAGUCUUCCAAGAAUUUCCCUUGAGCUGUUUCUGUUCGACUUUUUAAGUGUCUUCAGUACCCCUGGGAAUGUGCAGGAACUGGGCCAAAAAGAUCAGCAAUGGAGGAGAGGCUGGGCUGGGACCAGGCCAAGGAAUGCCUCUGGCUCAGGCAGCAGAAGGGGCUGGAAGUGGGUGCCUCCCAGUGACAGAAGAGGAUGUCUGGCCACUGGGAAAGUGGGAUGGGAACAGCAGGCUGGAGACCCAGGGUGUGUAGGGGUACCCAGCUGCUCCUGGGGGUAGAGGCUCCCAGACCGGCUGCACCCUUUCCCCCAGCUCCAACCCUGACCCAGAAGGCAGAGUCUGACUUGGGCUGAGGACCAGGCCACGUAGGGUCUGCGGAAACUGGCAGUGGCCCAGACCCGCCUCCGCCCCACCCCACUUCCUUCCAGCCUGCAGCAGCCGCCUGCAGGCUGAGGGCCUCAGCCCAAAUCCCAGCACCACCCCAAGCAGCCCAGUUCUAUCAGUACAGCUGAGAACAUAGUGCCAGGCUGGGGGAGCCCAGCUGUCCUCGAGGGACCAUGAACCAGAAGACCACCCUGGUGCUGCUGGCACUGGCCGUCAUCACCAUCUUCGUUUUGGUUUGUGUCCUGCUGGCCGGCAGGAGUGGAGAUGGGGGCCAACCCAGCAAGCCACCCUCAUGCCCGUUGGCCCCACACCCUGCCCAAGCCCACACUCACCCUGACCCUGGCCAGCUUUUUGCAGACCUGAGCCCAGAGGAGCUGGAGGCCGUGAUGGGCUUCCUGACCCCAAGGCUGGGCCCAGGCCUAGUGGAUGCAGCCCAGGCGCAGCCCUCGGACACCUGCAUCUACUCAGUGGAGCUGCAGCUGCCCCCCAAGGCCGCAGCCUUGGCCUACCUGGAGGGACGGAGUCCUCCUCCCACCCGCGAGGCGCUGGCCAUCGUGUUCUUCGGGGCUCAAACCCAGCCCAACGUGAGCGAGCUGCUGGUAGGGCCGCUGCCCCGGCCGUCCUACCUGCGGGAUGUCACCGUGCAGCGCUAUGGCGGCCCCCUGCCCUACCACCGGCGCCCUGUGCUGACCAGAGAGUACCAGGACAUCGACCACAUGAUCUUCAAGCAAGAGCUGCCCAAGGUCGCAGGGCUUCUCCACUACUGCUGCUCCUAUACACCCCAGGGAGGCCGCCUGGUGACAGUGACCACGGCGCCCCGUGGCCUGCAGUCAGGAGACCGGGCCACCUGGUUUGGUCUCUACUACAACAUCUCAGGCACUGGCAUCUUCCUGCACCCCGUGGGGCUGGAGCUUCUGGUAGACCAUGGGGCUCUGGACCCAGCCCGCUGGACUGUCCAGAAGGUAUUCUUCCAGGGCCACUACUACGACAGCCUGGCCCAGCUGGAGGACAAAUUUGUGGCUGGCCAGGUGAAGCCGGUGCAGGUCCCUGACAAAGGCACAGGUGGGGCCUGGUCCCUGAAGUCGCCGGUGCCCCCGGGCCCGGCUCCCCCUCUGCAGUUCCACCCUGAGGGCCCCCGCUUCAGCGUUCAGGGCAGUUGUGUGACUUCCUCUCUGUGGACUUUCUCCCUUGGCCUAGGAACCUUCAGUGGCCCGAGGGUCUUUGACAUUCGCUUCCAGGGUGAGAGGAUAGCCUAUGAAGUCAGUGUCCAGGAAGCCCUGGCUGUCUAUGGGGGAAAUUCCCCAGGAGCAGUGCUGACCCACUACUUGGACGGCAGCUUUGGCAUUGGCAGAUUCUCCACACCCCUGACCCGCGGAGUGGACUGCCCCUACUUGGCUACCUACAUGGACUGGCACUUCCUGGUGGAGUCGCAGGGUCCAAGGACUGUCCGUGAUGCCCUUUGUGUGUUUGAACAGAACCAGGGCCUGCCCCUGCGGCGACAUCACUCUGAUCUGUACUCCCAUUAUUAUGGGGGUGUCGUGGACACGGUUCUGGUGUUCCGGUCCCUGGCCACCUUGCUCAACUAUGACUAUGUGUGGGACAUGAUCUUCCACCCCAAUGGGGCCAUCGAGGUCAAGGUCCACGCCACGGGCUACAUCAGCUCCUCCUUCCUCUUUGGGGAUGCCCGGUUGUAUGGGAACCGAGUUGGGGAGCACACGUUGGGCACGGUCCACACCCACAGCGUCCACUUCAAGGUGGACCUGGACGUGACAGGACCUGAGAACUGGGCCUGGGCCGAGGACCUGGCCUUUGUCCCUGAGACCCUGCCCUGGCGCCCUGAGCAGCAGAUCCAGAGACUGCAGGUGACCCGAAAGCUGCUGGAGACGGAGGAGCAGGCCGCCUUCCCUCUGGGCAGGGCCACCCCGCGCUACCUUUACCUGACCAGCAACCACAGCAACAAGUGGGGGCACUUGCGGGGCUACCGGGUGCAGCCUCUGGGUUCCCCAGGGAAGCUGCUGCCCGAGAACAGCUCCAUGGCAGGCGCCUUCAGCUGGGGGCGGUACCAGUUCGCUGUGACCCGGCGGAAGGAGGCGGAGCCCAAGAGCUCCAGCAUCUUUAAUCAGAAUGACCCCUGGACGCCCACUGUGAAUUUCGCUGAUUUCAUCAACAAGGAAACCAUCCAGGGGGAGGAUCUGGUGGCCUGGGUGACGGCUGGAUUUCUGCACAUCCCACACUCAGAGGACGUCCCCAACACGGUGACAGUGGGCAAUGGCGUGGGCUUCUUCUUGCGGCCUUAUAACUUCUUUGAUGAGGACCCUUCCUUCCGCUCCACAGACUCCGUGUACUUCCAAGGGGAGCAGGAUGCCAGCGUCUGUGAGCUGAACCCCCAGGCCUGCCUGCCCCAGGUCGCUGCCUGCAGCCCCUACGUCCCCCCCUACUCUCACGGGGGCUUCUUGCACCACUAGUGGCGGGUGAGGGAUGGGCCAACCUGGCUCCCCGAGUCCUUCCUCAGCCCUGCUGGCCCCUGCACAACCCUCCUCCCACUGUCUCUGCGCUUGUCUCCCUCUGGGGGCUUUUGAACUUCGGGUGCCUGUAUGAGGGGCACAGGUCCCGCCAGGGAAGAAGGGGUUGCCCGGCCAGAGCACAGAAGUGGUCAAGCUGCUCCCAGAUGAGUCCCUUUCUUAUGCUUUAUGGCUUUCCCAAAGCAUUACAGGCUGCCCCGAGGGCUGCACAGUGGGGUGACCCCUCUCCCCCUCCCCCACGGUAGCCCCAGGGCAGACUCCUGGUCCUGCACACCCUCAGGUGGCCGCAUGGACCCUGUGCCCUCACCCCCUCCUCCACUCCUUGCCCUGGAUGAGCUCCCUCCCUCCCGGCCCUGAGGGGGUCCAGCCCUCAGUUCACAACCCCAACCUCUUCCGUCCUGAGCCUGUAGAAGUCCCAAAGAUGCCAGGACUGCCUCCUGGACAAGGGUGACCCACAGUGGACUCUCAUGCCUAGACCUUGUCCUGCUGGGGCCACAAGCCCUCUAGCCCUCAAGAAGGGAGCUUACAGUGAGAGGGCAGCUCAGAGUAGCAUAGCAGGUGAUGAGUGACACUGGUCAUUUAGUGCCAGGCCUGCAGGUGACCAGAGUGGAACCAGUGGGGAGUGGGAGCUGGUCAGGAACUGUGGUGGGUACCUGGGGCCAGAAGCAGAAAGUUCUGGAGACUACGCCCCCUGGGCAGGGCUGACCAGUCACCUUCAGGCAUGCUGAUGAGCCAGGGCUUCGGGUGGGUGGGGCCUGGCUGUGUGCCAGGGAGGGGACUGAAGAGGCUACGCCCCCUGCAUGCUGAGAUGCCACCAUGCCACUGAAGGCUUCUUCUCUGCCACUCUGUACCUGGGCGUCAUCUGCCAGUGUGAGGGAGACAUGCAGGGUGUGGGAGCAUGUACCCUGCGCACGUUAAGUUUAAGAGGAGCCUGCAUACCCCGCCUCUGUAGUUAGGCUGAGCCCUCUGCAUGCCCCGCCUGCCUUGCCGAGUGGAAUAAAUCAUGUCUGGGCCCAAA